This is a messenger RNA of Cydia amplana, 2329 nucleotides long. RefSeq names its product chondroitin sulfate synthase 2 (gene Chpf). Lineage: Eukaryota; Metazoa; Arthropoda; Insecta; Lepidoptera; Tortricidae. Gene Ontology annotation, cellular component: Golgi cisterna membrane. Bases 100 to 2298 code for a protein of 732 amino acids. Gene Ontology annotation, molecular function: glucuronosyl-N-acetylgalactosaminyl-proteoglycan 4-beta-N-acetylgalactosaminyltransferase activity. The transcript has 14 exons. The record is from RefSeq and is a predicted model, not a curated record.
GACCGAUCAUGUUUUUGCUUAUCUAAACUAAAAGGAUAAGAUAGCUGCGACCUAGAUUAAAUUUUAAUCACGUAUUGUUACCCCGUGAGUUCAGACACGAUGUUGUCGCGCUACGUGGUGUCGCAGGUGAAGCACAACGGGUACUUCCUGGCGGGGCUCGCGCUGGGGCUGUGGCUGGCGCUGGCGAUGGUGCCGCUGGACGACGCGCCGCCAUGUGCCGCGCCGCCGCUGCCGGUGCUAGACGACUAUGAGCCACAGCGCGAGGAGAGGCCUGAUCAUGCAGCGGUAGCAGCAGGGCGAGCAGUGCAGCGGCCGCGCUACUACAGCACGGAGCUGGGCAUGCGCGCGCCGCUGCUGGCCGGCGUGCUGGCUGGCGCGGUGGAUGCGCGCUCCGCCGCCAUCAACGACACCGCUCAUGUCCUGCAGCCAGCGUUGAAGUUCUUCAUCACUGCUGAUAGCCGCCAGGCGUCAAGCGGCCUAGCAAACGUGGUGGGUUUCACAGACUCCCGCGCCCUACUGCGGCCCUUCCACGCGCUCAAGUACCUCGCUGACAACUUCCUCGACGAAUACGACUUCUUUUUCUUGAGUGCUGACAACGCUUACAUCAACGCGAGGAGAUUGAAGCAGCUGGUGGCCAGUAUCAGUGUGUCGCAGGAUGUGUACAUGGGCGUGGUCGAGGGCGACAGCCAGUAUUGCUCGCUAGAAAGCGGCAUCCUCCUAUCGAACAGCGUGCUCCGCGCGGUGCACAACGCGCUCGACUGGUGCGUGCGCAACUCGUACUCCCCGCACCACCACGAGAACCUGGGCCGCUGCGUGCUGCACGCGGCGCGCACGCCCUGCACCAACUCCAUGCAGGGUGAGACCUACGUAUCAGCAACUCUAUCGGACCCUCUCCAACUGACGCCAUCUUUAGCAGACGCCGUGACGGCGCAUCCGGCUACACCGCCGCAAAUGUACUCGCUCCACGCGUACGUCUCUAGUGUGCUGCUGACGAGGGCCAAGGAUGAAACGCGAGCGCUGCGGAGGGCUCUACACCGGGGAAUACGCAGUCAUCCGCCUGGGUUCCGCAACGGCACUUGGCCGGGCGGGCUGCGCUCGGAGCCCGGGCUGGCGGCGCCGGCGCCAGACUCGCGCUUCGACCACCCGCGCUGGGUCUCCUUCAACCGCUCGCACGCCUACAUGCUGGACGAUCUCACCUCCGUCCGGCCCCUGCCCCGAGCACACAUCGCGGCGCUCGACAUGGUGUGGGAGACGGCCCGCGCUUGGGCGCUGCGGCAGUUCGGCGCGCGCGACGCGGCGCUCGUAGAGGGCGCGCUGCGCUGGGAGCCCGCCACCGCGCUGCGGUACAGGCUGCUGCUGAGGCUCACGGGAGACAAGGACAGUGGACAGGCAGUCCGUCUUCGGCAGUUGGAAGUGGUCCGCCCGUUAGGCGCGGCGCGGCUGGCCCCUGUUCCGUACGUCACCGAGUCCGCACGGCUGGCAUUGGUGUUGCCUGUGCUACUUACACAACAUGCUGAACAGCAACAAUUGGAAGACGCUGCUGCCUUCCUCACGCGCUACGAGGCCGUCUGUCUGAACAAGGAUAAGAACACUAAUCUGGUUAUAGUACUAGUGACAGAAGGCACGGAACCAGAACAGGCAUCCUCGCUUCGCUCGGCCGCCGCGGCCACAGCCAAUAGGCACCGCGCCAACAUAGAGGUCCUGUCAGCCACACUGUCGUCUGCAGACGAGACCGAGUUACAACGAGCGGCGCGCGCUGGAAGAGCAGCUUUAGAGGCGGGGCUGGCGAGGUUGCCGCGCGACGCGCUCGUCCUGCUCGCUGACAUCGCCAUGGAGUUUAACGAGGAAUUUCUCAACCGGGCCCGUAUGAACAGUAUAUCGGGCGUGCAAUGGUUCCUGCCGUCUGCGUUCGCCCGCUACAACACGUACACGCACCCUAAGGUGGUCGCGCCCGACGGCUCGCGGCCGCAGCACCACACGGGCCGUUUCACGCCCCGGGACCCCGUCCUGGCUGUGUAUAAACAGGAUUAUAUGCAAGCCGCAUCCGAUUGGCGCGCCAGCGGAGGCUCUGAGUCGGCCUCAGCGGCCUCAAUACUUGCGGCCUCGCGGCUGCGAGCACUGCGCGCGCCCGAGCCCGGCCUCGUGUUACAGCCGUCGGCCCCUCCCUGCCGAUACAGCGAGAACCGCGGCUCAUGUCUGUCGAAACUACGCGAAGCGGGAGAGUUCGAGCUGCUCGAGUUGGGCGCGAAGCACGCGCUCGCCAAACUCGAACUCGAGGUGAAAGCCGAACUCGAGUGAUACUCGAGUGAUAUCAAUAUGUCAUCAGUGU